AUGUAUCAGCAUGACUCAGCCAUUGAGUCUGAGUCAUUAAGUUUCAGUAGUUGUAGUAAAGAUACUGGCUCUAAGCCUGAUGAUGUAAAAGAUACUUAUAAUGUUAAUGAUGAUGAGGGUGAAACUAGUGCAAAUGUUCUAGAAAUUAACAAUGAAAGCAAUGUUGAAGAUGCUCGUGGUACUGCGGCAGAAGAAUUUGACAGUGAUACAACCAAAGAUGACUUCAGUGCCCAUGUUAGUCAGUUAAGCACUGAGGGUGGUAAAUCUGAUACUGAGUCAGAUGUGAAAUGUGAUGACAGUGUUGAGCCUGACAUGGUUAAGGAGUUGCCGGGCUUAGAGAUGCCGGGUGCUUUUGAGGUGGCUUCUUGUGGAGAAUUUAGGCAUAAUGAUGAAGACAAUGAUUCUGAAAUCAAAGAAGGUAAACAGUCAGAUGAGUUUCAAGAUGCAGAAGUAAACAACAGUAAUGAUUCAGAUAAGACUGUUAGUGAAGGCACAUUGUCAAAUGCAGAAGUUAAGAUAGUAGCAUGUGAUAGUAGUGAGUUAAGUACAGAGACAGAAAAUGAUAUUAGUGUAUCAGAGCAGGAAAAAGUCAGUGAUGGUGGUGAGGUGGAGCUGUCUGAAACAAAUGACCGUGUGGAAUGUAAUGUUACUACAGAAACGAGUCCUCAUGAUAGUGAUGCUAAAGAUGUUACUUUAAGUUCAGAAGCUGAAACUAGUCCUGGGGUGGGAAUAAACAUAGGGGAACAGGAAGGGGAAGAGUUGCAGGCGUCUGAUAAUGUGAACACUUGCCUGAUGACCGAAAGCACAAGCUCCGAGGCAGACUCAGACAGCGAUAUCUUCAUGGAUGCAGUGGAGGAGACUGAAAGUCAUGAGGCUCUGCGUGAGCCUGCUGAUGUGACAUCAGAGCAGCAUGUACGAGAGAGUCCACCUCUUAUCGUAAUCCACCCUGACAGCGACUCAGAUGAGAAGGUUGAAGAGGAAAUUGGUGGGGCCACAGUUGAGAGUGCAGAAUCUGAGCUAACUGCAGCUGAGAGUGUCUCUGACAGAGACCGGUUUAAGUCAGCUUCAGAGGAGCUGCUCACUGAUAAGGAGGACCAGAAAGAAGUGGAGCUCAAGCCAGAUGUUGAGAAGGAAACAGUGUUGUCCAACAAUCCUGAUGAAGAGACUGAGGAUGUAAGCGAAGAUGAACUCAAUCCCCCAUUAGAUGCCUCGGCAGCAAUGUCGAAAGGAAAACUGGAGAAGACUGGAGAGGGAACUGAAGCUGAUGCAAGAGAUGAUGGUGAUGAGAAAGGACAUUCUUCUGAGGGUGAAGAGCAUUCUGAUCCAGAAACUGAAGAAUCAGAAGUAGAUGUUGAGGAAGAUGAUGAAUUGUGUGUUAAUGAAGUUGAGAAAAACCCAGGAACUGUUCUUGUUCUGGACAGGCCUGAGCUUAGACAUGAUCCCAAUGACGAUUUGAAAGAGCCAUAUAGUGAUGUGCGUCUUUCAGGUGUAGGAGAAGAACUUAUUCAGGAAGAAUCUCAUGAGGCAGAAAAGGCUGAUUUGGAGGCAACAGAAAAAGCAGAUGAACCAGCCAGUCCAAAACAGGAGGAAUCUACUGGUCCACCAGCGGAUGGACAUAAGGACUUCCCAGAAACGGGAGAAAGUGUUGCCUCUGUUGAGGAAGAGGUUACUUCCAAGGAUGAUCAAGCUGAAUCAGAAAGUGUUGAGCAAGAUGCAUCUGGCAAAGUAGGAGAGGGAGCAGAUGUUUCAUUGUUGAGCAUGGUUGCUGAAACAGAGGUGUCUGCUGAAACAGAGCAAACUUGUGCGACUUCUGACAAAACUGAAAAUGAAAACUUGUCAGAGAACAAGUCAAAGGUCUCUGAACAUUCUCCACCACAAGGCAGUUCUAAAGAUGAUCAGGCAGAAGAGGAGAGUGUGUCGGGGGAUACUGCGAACGAACAGCCCAAAACAGAUGUACCUGAGCCAGACGCAGAGGGAGAGGUUGUGAAAAGAAAAAAAUCUGGCAGAAGAUCUAAGAAAUCUCAGAAGUCCUCUAAGAGAAAGUCGACUUCAUCUGUUCAUAGGAGUGACUCUUACCAUGUGGCUAACAAGCAUGAUGAAUGGCAGGAAGAGGAGUCCAAGAGUGUUAGUGAAGAUGAGGUGCCAGAAACAGAUUUACUGCUCGAGGACAUCCAGAAAGUCACAGAGAAAGAAGACUUGUGUCAAAAACGAAACAGCGAUGCUGGGACUCUAACAGAUGUGAAGGAUGAUGUGAAGAGCGAGGAUGCUGACGUGGACAGUGCAGAGGGUAAAUCUCAAGGGGGUGAUCCAGGAGUUGAAAAGGAUCAGUCUGUCACCAAGGAGGAAGCUUGUACUGGUAAGGAAUCUGUAGAGGAGGGACGGCUUCUCACACCAAAGGAUACAGCUAAACAAGAAUACGAAACUGACAAGGAUGAUCCUAUGGUGUCCGAGCCUGUUGCAACUGAAGCAUCAGGAGUCUUGGCUGAUGAAGAAGAGGAGGAAGAUGGGACUGAGUACACACUGGAUGAUAUAGACCUGGAUGAAGGGAGUGAGAAAUAUUCUGACCUUGCGUCCGUGGACAGUGGUACAGCCAGCAAAGAAAACCUGACCACAGAUGGAUCAGACUCUUUCGUGAGUCCGACAGACAGCGAGAAGGGAUUCCCAACUGAGUCUGGCCUUGGAGCUUCUGCUUGUCUCAAAGCAAGUGUCUCAAAGGACUCUGUCAUAAGCGAUACAGGUGGGAAGGUAGAUGGGGCUAAGUCAGAGCAGAAAAAAACUAAUAACAGGCAGAAAGGUAGAGCGGGGAAUAGAACAAAGGGGUUCGUUGAGGAACUGAAGUUACCUCCACCAUCUGGGGAAGAGCCUAAAGGAAACUCUCCAGUCCCAUUAGAGAGAAAGAAACGUUCUCGUAAAUCUAGGCGUGAACGCCCUAAGGGUGAGCAGGCAGAAGCCGAGGAGCCAGAACCUGUUAAAACACCGGAUAGCAAAGGACAAAAGCCAGGCUCAGGCUUUUUCAAAAAGAUUUUCGGUCGCACUUAAACAUUUGUUCCAAGAAAGAUUUAUGAAGCGUAACGUUUCUGGUGACCUUAGUUUAGUUUGUAACAUGUCCAAACAUGUAGGCCACAAAUAAGUUUUUCAACCAUAUUUUUAAGUCUUCAUCAACCCUCAGGAUUAAUGUUAAGUCAUUAAUCUUUGCUUUGCUUUCUCUGUUUUUGGACAUGAAAAUAUCUAGCACCUGACGUCGCUUCUAAGUUUGCAAGUAGUGGCAGAAAAUAUGGAUUAACAGCCGUCUUAAUGACAAAAAUAAACGUGUUGAACUGUUUUAUUCAUUUAUCCAUCACUAGCUUAAAUACUAAAUCUUUACAAUGAACCUUUCACGAAUAUGUUUCAUAAAUCCUUGAAUGUCGGCAGAUGUACUUACCCUGUUGAAUUGUAGCUGUUGAAUAUACAUGCAUAUGGCCCAAAGAAUUGUCUAAUUGCAUUUUUGAAUAUGUGUUUUGAACAUAAAAUACAUGUAUUUUUUUUUUUCAUACCUAUGGAGAGCUCUUUAGCCAAGGAGCUCUGAGAAAGGGCAUUUUACUUUAAGUGAAAUUGUGCCGAUGCACAUGAAUAGCUUUGCAAUAUCUGAUGAUAACUUCCACUGAAGCAAAUGAAAACCUGUGAGUCAUAGUUCUUGUUGGUUAGUUUGUGCGGUUGUAUUGAUAAACAUCAUUGAAGUGAGGCAAGUUCUUAUUGGAUAGUUUUGUGGUUGUAUUGAUAAACAUCAUUGAAGCGAGUCAGUUCUUGUUGGUUAGUUUGUGUGGUUGUAUUGAUAAACAUCAUUGAAGCGAGUCAUAGUUCUUAUUGGUUGGUUUGUGUUGUAUUGAUAAACAUAACAUUAUUGAAAAUCAUAGAUCUGACAUGUGCUUUGCAAACAUGACAAAUGUCUCUAUAGCUGUAUAUUUGGCGUGAUGGUCGAGAUGGGAGGUGCAUGUAGUUAAAUUUUAAUGGAUGUUUCAUAGAUUUUACUCUGGUAGUUUUGGCCAAUGGAAGGAUCUUUUACAUCCAGAUGUUAUGAAUUUAGCUUUAAGAGUUUUUGUCUUUCAAGACACUUGAAUAGCAGGGCCGUAAGUUACAGUUUGUUGAACAUUUUUAGGAGAAGUAAUUGUUAAAUGACUUGUAAUUGGCUUAAAAAGGAGAAUUGGUCUUGAAUAAUGAUUAUAUAGUAAAGAAAAUUGAUGUGGCUUUUGACCAUGCCUUUCCUGAGACUAUUUGUUACAUGAUUGUUGGUCACAAUGUUCCAUAAUUCCAUUUAUUUAUAUCAGACAAUUCUUGCCUACAUGUGUGUCUGCAUGUGCUCCAUAUUUGUGAACGCCGUGGAAAAUUGUGAUCUGUGUAUACGUUAAUCACACCAAAAACAAAUCAAAAAAAUAACAUUUCAUAACACGUCUGUACACGCGUGUAUAUUUGUGUGUACUGAACCCACAGCUGCCUUUGUGCCAUGUUGUUAUUGCACAUACACCUGUGCGUCCUGUGCCACUGUGUUUUCUGCGACCUGUCUCAAUACAGGCAUAUAGUAUUGCGUGCUUGGUAUUUCCAAGAUGAUAAAGAAGGCCACAUCAACUGCUUUCACAUAGGUGUGCCAGUUGAAUUCAGUAUCCAUUUUAGGUUAAUUUGUCUUAGGAUAUUAGAGUUUGCUGAUUACCCAGAUGUAAUAAGGGCCAGUGCCCUGUCUAUAUCCGUGGGUGUCCUGUCUAUAUCCGUGGGUGUCCUGUCUAUAUCCGUGGGUGUGUUGAGCUAAGUAAGCCCUUAAGUACCAUGACAACAUAUGAUAUAAAGGGCUACCUAACACUAAGUACGCUUCAUGAAACCAGCCCAAGUGUGUGUGUCUCUCUGGGGGUGUCAGGUUUAUAUCCGCGGGUGUCUGGUCUAUGUCCGUGAGUGAGUGCCACGUUACGUGUAUGUGCUUCUGAAAUGCAUUUUUACAUACUUAUUUUUAAGUGAAAUGCUAUAUAGUUGUCAUCCUGUCAUCUGUAUGUUUUGUAUGCUUAUAUGUCUUAUUGCACUGUCCCUUUUUCAAGUUCACUUUUCUGUGAAUGUCAAAAGUGUACAAAUUUCCGUUCACCAGUGUCGAUUGGACUGUACAUGUAUCUUUUAGCGUCAAGUCUAUGCGGUAUUUGUCCAUCUUUGUCUGUGUCAAGUCUGUUCUGUGUGGUAUUUGACCAUCUUUAUCUGUGUCAAUUCUAUUUCUGUGGGGUAAUUGUCCAUCUUUAUCUGUGUCAAGUCUGUUUCUGUGUGGUAUUUGUCCUUCUUUAUCUUUGUCAAGUCUUUUUCUGUGUGGUAAAGGUCCACCUUUAUCUGUGUAUAUUAGUGUCAAGUUUAUUUCUGUGGUACAUGUACAUUGAUCUAUAUCUGGUGGUGUCAAGUUUAUCUCUGUGGUAGAUGUACAUUGGUCUAUAUCUGGUGGUGUCAGGUGUAUUUCCUUGGUACAUUGGUCAAUAUCUGGUGGUGUCAGAUGUAUUUCUGUGGUACAUGUACAUUGGUCUAUAUCUGGUGGUGUCAGGUGUAUUUCCUUGGUAAAUUGGUCUCUAUCUGGUGGUGUCAAGUUUAUUUCUGUGGUACAUGUACAUUGGUCUAUAUCUGGUGAUGUCAAGUGUAUUUCUGUGGUACAUGUACAUUGGUGGUGUUGGGUGUAUUGGGUGUAUUUUCCUUGGUACAUUGGUCUAUAUCUGGUGGUGUCAAGUUUGUUUCUGUGGUACAUGUACAUUGGUCUAUAUCUGGUGGUGUCAGGUGUAUUUCGUUGGUAAAUUGGUCUAUAUCUGGUGGUGUCAGGUGUAUUUCCUGGGUAAAUUGGUCUGUAUCUGGUGGUGUCAGGUGUAUUUCUGUUGUACAUGUACAUUGGUCUAUAUCUGGU
Messenger RNA from Liolophura sinensis, 5893 nucleotides. Its product is annotated as dentin sialophosphoprotein-like. The record is from RefSeq and is a predicted model, not a curated record. Bases 1 to 3039 code for a protein of 1012 amino acids. The transcript is spliced from 2 exons. NCBI's taxonomy places the organism in Eukaryota, Metazoa, Mollusca, Polyplacophora, Chitonida, Chitonidae.